Messenger RNA from Strongylocentrotus purpuratus (purple sea urchin), 2373 nucleotides. RefSeq names its product receptor-type tyrosine-protein phosphatase alpha-like. The coding region runs from base 130 to 1758 and encodes 542 amino acids. The record is from RefSeq and is a predicted model, not a curated record. Gene Ontology annotation, biological process: protein dephosphorylation. Lineage: Eukaryota; Metazoa; Echinodermata; Echinoidea; Camarodonta; Strongylocentrotidae. The transcript is spliced from 14 exons. Gene Ontology annotation, molecular function: protein tyrosine phosphatase activity.
GAUUCGGUGAGGGUGAAGUUAGAAGUCAUCAACGAUAAUCCUCAUUCCGACUACUUUAACGCUUCUUACAUUCCCAGUUUUGACAAUGACAAGGCUUACAUUGCAUCACAAGGACCCAACAAGGCCUCUAUGGAUGAUUUCUGGAGGAUGGUCUGGCAGGAGAAUGUGACGACUAUUGCCAUGGUAACGAAGCUCAAGGAAGGAGAUAAGAUCAAAUGCGGUAAGUACUGGCCUAAUAAACCAGGCGAUUCGGUGAAGUUUGGAAAUAUCAGAGUGGAACUGGUGUCACUGGAAGCAUGCACAGGUGGAAUCAAAAGGACAAUGACGAUGAUAAAGGAUGAAGAGUUGAGGACCGUCACUCAGUUCCACUUCACAGAGUGGCCUGACAAGGGUGUUCCUAAACACACCUCAUCACUACUCAAGUUCAUCAAGGAAGUCAAAGCUGAUCAUGGACAGUACACUCAUCCUCUGAUCAUACAUUGCAGUGCUGGUGUUGGACGAACAGGCGUGGUGAUCAGUAUCGAUAGCGUCGUAGCUCAUGCCAAGACAACUAGAAUGGUAGAUGUCUUCAACUUCGUGACGAACAUCAGACAGAAACGACCAUACAUGGUCCAAACACAGGAGCAGUAUGCCUUCAUCUACGGGGCUGUCCUUGAGGAUCUUCUCUGGAGGAAUACCCUGAUCCCUGUCGUACAUUUCACUGAUCAUCUACAAGACUUACACUCUUCAGGCGAUGGACGUGGACGGUCCAAGAUGACCAAGGAGUUCCAGACUUUGAAGAGCCUCUGUCCAGAUCCUCCGGCUUCUCAAACGAGAUCAGGACGCACUCGAGAUAAUCACCCCAAGAAUAGAUACGGAAACAACCUACCAUUGCAGAGGAAUCGUGUGAUACUAGACUCCCCAGAUCAUGAUUACAUCAAUGCUAGUCAAAUGAAGGGGAUCCACUGUACAUUCAUGACAACCCAGAUGCCGCUGCCAACCACUGUGUCUGAUUUCUGGUCUAUGGUCCUCGACAAUAAACCAUCCACUGUCGUCAUGCUUAACGACAAGAGCCAAAACGACAAGAGCUGUGCACAGUACUGGCCUGAUGCUAACUCGGUUCAGUUUGGAUCCUAUUCAGUUUCAACCUUAUCAACGUCAUCUGAUGGGGACAUGACCAUUCGGCAACUGAAAGUUACCAGAAACUCCAAAACCAGUCACACCGUCACUCAGUACCAGUUCCAUGGAUGGCCUAAACAUGGAUCAGAUCAACAACCAGGGGCUAGGUCGUUGAUGAAGCUCAUCCGUGCUGUCAAAAGUUCCACUAACAAAAUGAAUGAAUUCUCCAUUCUUGUCCAUUGUUUGAGUGGUGCUGGGCGAACAGGUGUGUUUUGCACUGCUAUGGAGUGUAUCGCUCAGAUAGCUGAGGGAGAUUCCGUCGAUAUUUUCCAGACAGUCAAGAUACUGCGAGCUGACAGGAUGCAGUUCGUCCAAACUGAGGAGGAAUAUGCUUUCGUCUACGAUGUCAUCCGUGAAUACCUGCAAACUGAAAACUAUGAGCAGCUUCCAUACCCGAUAGAGGACCACACGUAUGGCAAUGUAGAAAUCGACUACACACUUGACCCGGAAGAGAACCCGUAUGAGGUCACAGAUCCGCAGGAUGCAGGCGCCACCGCAUUCCUGUAUGGCAACGUAGAGACUGAGAGGAGCCAGGACAGGCCGAAGCCAGAGCCUCAACAACCCUACUCUGUAUACGAGAACGUUGCAUUUGAUUCUUAAAUUCAUAUAUUUUUUCGUUGUUUGAAUGGUGGUCUGUAUACGAGAACUUUGCAUUUGAUUCUUAAAUUCAUAUAGUUUUUCGUUGUUUGAAUGGUGGUCUGUAUACGAGAACUUUGCAUUUGAUUCUUAAAUUCAUAUAGCAUUGCGUUGGUUGAAUGAUGGUCGUGAAAUCUAUGGACGAAACUGUAUUUGUAGAUAUUUUUGGUUGUGAAGUAUUUUUGUUUUAACCUUAGAAAAUAAAGUGGAACUACGGAAAAUUUAUUGUGGAGGUGUCGUAGUAUACUUGGUUCAUUCACUUGAUUUUCAAUCCAAGGCCGGUUAGGGUUCGAAUCUCAGCCCGGCACUAACAUCAUAUGGCAAGCCAUUAAUACACAUCUGUACAGGUCCAUUGUUUUUGGUUAUCGAGUGAAUGUUCUUUAAGCUUAUGAAGUACAUAGUUAUGAUGUAUUAAGAUGUCUUAAAGGUAAUACACAGUUUUGGUAUGGGGUCAUGAAUUUGGUUCAAAUGAACAUAUUGGGAGCAUAUGCGAUCUUAAAUAAUUCAGUGAUCGUUGUCGCCGUUGAAAUCGAGUCUAAAGUUAUAAAAUUGUAAAUAAUACACUCUUUAUGUUGUAUA